GUUUGUUCUGCUCAUGAGCGAGCGGCAGGUUCUCAUCUAAUUCACUGAGCAAAAUACUUUGGAUCAUUAAUAUUAUUAUUACAGAAACACCUACAGAGAACGGGUUGUAUAUAAAAAGAAAUGUUUUACCAUAUUUCUUUAGAGCAUGAAAUUUUACUUCACCCGAGGUACUUUGGUCCCAAUCUGCUCAACACCGUGAAGCAGAAGCUUUUCACAGAGGUGGAAGGAACUUGUACUGGCAAGUAUGGCUUUGUGAUUGCAGUCACCACUAUUGACAACAUUGGAGCAGGUGUAAUCCAGCCCGGGAGAGGGUUUGUCCUGUAUCCAGUCAAGUACAAGGCCAUUGUGUUUCGUCCAUUUAAAGGGGAGGUGGUGGAUGCUGUUGUUACUCAGGUUAACAAGGUUGGACUGUUCACAGAAAUCGGCCCUAUGUCUUGCUUCAUCUCUCGCCAUUCCAUUCCCUCAGAAAUGGAGUUUGACCCCAACUCUAAUCCACCUUGCUAUAAGACAGUUGAUGAGGACAUCGUUAUCCAACAAGAUGACGAGAUCCGGUUAAAGAUUGUGGGGACAAGAGUGGACAAGAAUGACAUUUUUGCCAUUGGGUCUCUCAUGGAUGAUUACCUUGGUCUUGUGAGCUGAUUUGCCCCAGAUGGAGCACAUUUCUUAUGGGACAUUUUAUCUACACACCAAGUUGAUUCUUUGUUUAACUUUAUAUUGUUCUACACUGAUUGAUCAGCAAUGAUGUAAGGAAAAGAGAAGUCCAUUCUUCAGCAUUUUAUGGAUAUGCUGUACUGCCAGAAUUUGUACCGUUUUAUUAGAGCUGGCUUCAAAAUAUGUGGCUAGCAGAAUUAUUGGCUGAAUUAACUGCAAGAUUGUAUACAAUGCAGUAUUUGUCAUUAUUUGUAGUUUAGUUUCUCUCAUUUUAAACAUGUUUCCAUUACAACUAUAUUGUUUUCUUUUUGUAGGUGAUUGACAAUAAAACAUUUUAUUUGUUCU
Messenger RNA from Cheilinus undulatus (humphead wrasse), 996 nucleotides. It is a transcript of the gene polr2g, whose product is annotated as RNA polymerase II subunit G. The record is from RefSeq and is a predicted model, not a curated record. Gene Ontology annotation, cellular component: P-body; RNA polymerase II, core complex. Gene Ontology annotation, molecular function: translation initiation factor binding; single-stranded DNA binding; single-stranded RNA binding. The transcript is spliced from 8 exons. Gene Ontology annotation, biological process: positive regulation of translational initiation; DNA-templated transcription; transcription initiation at RNA polymerase II promoter. NCBI's taxonomy places the organism in Eukaryota, Metazoa, Chordata, Actinopteri, Labriformes, Labridae. The coding region runs from base 121 to 639 and encodes 172 amino acids.